This is a messenger RNA of Penicillium daleae, 741 nucleotides long. RefSeq names its product germin family protein. Lineage: Eukaryota; Fungi; Ascomycota; Eurotiomycetes; Eurotiales; Aspergillaceae. Gene Ontology annotation, molecular function: manganese ion binding. The coding region runs from base 1 to 741 and encodes 246 amino acids. Gene Ontology annotation, cellular component: cell wall. The record is from RefSeq and is a predicted model, not a curated record. The transcript has a single exon.
AUGAUUUCCACAUUUCUCGUCAGCAUCUUAGCUACCACGGCUUCUGACUUCAACCCAGUCGUGAGACGCAAUGAUGACAGUACUGCCAACAAUCAAACCUUGAUCAGUCAAUUGAUUACCGCUGCGACGGCGGUCGAUCGUCAAGCGCUCAUGCCGGACGAUGCCCAAUAUGUCUAUGAUUUCCAGCACCCCCCGGUUGAAGAUGUUAUAACCAAAGGAUUGGGUGGAAUGACGGUUAAGGCUGACCGUAAAGCAUUCCCCCUACUAAUUGGUAAUGGUGUGAGCAUGACUGUCGGCUUCCUGGGUCCCUGUGGAUUCAAUACUCCCCAUGUUCAUCCGCGGUCCGCCGAAAUCAACAUUGCUGUGCAAGGCCAUUUCGCCACCGAAUACACACUGGAGAAUGGUGCCCGUUCCAUCCUCAAUACACUCGAACAGUACCAAAUGACCGUCUUCCCUCAGGGUGCCUUGCACGCGGAGUGGAAUCCGGAUUGCACAAAUGCGGUCUUCGUCGCGGGCUUUGCUAGUGAGGAUCCUGGUGUACAACAGGCUGCCCAGACGCUGCUUGGCUUCAGCGAAGAAUUCGUCAGCCCUGUAUUUGGGUCCAACAACAUCACCUUUGACGGAAAGGACGUUGAUACCUUCCGAGCCAUACUUCCAAAAAACGUGGCGCUGGGCAUCGACACUUGUCUCGCAAAGUGUGGUAUCCAGAAAAGCGCAAAGCAGGCCCUCGUGGAGGUUUGA